GAGGCUUUUGCCGCUCGCCCAGAGAUGGCCCCGGGCGAGCAAGUUCCUUCUGUCGGGCUGCGCGGCUACCGUGGCCGAGCUAGGUACCCGGCCGCCCCCGCCUGGGCCUCCCCCGCGAGUCGUCGAGGUGCCGCGCUGGGGGUGGGGGUGAGGGGCACGGGGGUGUUCGGCCGGCUGGGUUGCGCCCUCUUCUUGCACACCUGCCUGGCAGAUGUGGCAGGGCGGGGGCAAGGCCGGCCUUGCGAGGAGGACUGGAGGUCACCAAGGUCUUUUCCUUCCAAUUGCGUCUCCCUCAGAGGUGUGCCAUUGUGCCUGAGUGUCUACUCUUGGAAGCUUCAUGAGCGGUCAUUCCUCUGUAGGAAUCCUUUUCCCUUCCGCGAGGAUGACCUUCUAAUAAAAACACAAUCCACUUUUCAUCCUUACUGAGAUCAUCUGAUUCAUAUUCUUACAUAGCUUCACUAGAUCAUUGUCUUUUGGGUCCAAGUUGUGGAACCAACUUGUGGGACUUACGUUAUUAACCUGUCACUUACGGAUCGUCUACUCAACAUCCGUCAGUUGUCCUCCUUGAGCUUAGCUCAUCUAUACUGUGGUUACCUUGCAGGAUUCUGAGAAGUCAAAUGCUAAGUCCAAAGCAGGGCACUUAUUAAUUGCAACAUUGUCAUAAUAGCUACAGUACUAGACUGUGGUGAUAGAGCUUAAAAGACUCAACCCUGACCUUACAGGCGGGUGGGGACACAUGCAGAGACAGACAGUUCCAUUGUGCUAAUUAUUAGUAAUGAAGAUAUCAAGUACCAUAAGAGCGUAGAAGAUGGACAGUUACAUAUGCAUAAGCAAGUCAGAGAAAACUCGAGACCACCUGGAGAGAAUUUGGAUGCCCUUGCAUGAGCAGGUGGCGUUCUUUCCAAGGAUUUUGUAAGCGGAGUGCCUAUGUGUUCCCUCUGAAGCCUUCUGUGUGCAUUUUAAGAAUACCCUUUCAUUUUCUUGCCUGUUGCGGGGGGGGGGGGGGGGGCGGGGAGCAACGGCUUUGAUGUGUUACCGUUAGGCAAUGGUAGUUUGUCCUCUUGUGAAAUGAGUGUAUUAUUAUGUAUUUCUGCAGAGCCAGAACGGUCUGUUGUUUUGCCCUUUAUGCUCCUCCACUCUUGCCCUUUGGACCCUCUAUGUUUUCUUCAUUCUUUUCUAAAGCUGAUGGGAAAUUUUUGUUAUUCAUUGCUUUUAUUGAGAUACACUUCAUCGGCUUUUUAAAACAUGCAAAAUCAGAUUGCUGAAUUAGGUAUUUGCACUUCGUUUGUUUGCUGGUUUGUUUUUUAACUUGCUAGUUUCCCCCUGUGACCAAUGGCUUUGGCACAGAACCCUUCCUUUUGUUAAAAAUUUGUGGAGAAUGGUGUGGGGGCUGGGCAUGAGAGGUGGGGAAAUCAGAGUAUGAGAUGGUUUGAGUACAAAACAAUUUAGGAUCGGAACCUGAAGCGUUAUUUAAGUAACCAGCAAGUAAACGAAAAUUAUUUUGAGAGGCACAUGGUAUAGACGUGCCUAUAUCAUAAGACUUUUCGGGGCUCAUCUGUUAAGAAAGCAUGGCUUAAAUUCUCUUCAUGCAAACGACUUCUGUUUUAGGGGAACUAUCAGCAAGAUAUUUUUUCCAAAGACCAGUGCAACCUUUCCCCUCGAUCUCACAAAAACUCGACUCCAAAUGCAAGGAGAAGCGGCUCUUGCUCGGUUGGGAGACGGUGCAAGAGAGUCGGCUCCCUAUAGGGGCAUGGUGCGCACAGCCCUAGGGAUUGUUCAAGAAGAAGGCUUCCUAAAGCUUUGGCAAGGAGUGACACCUGCCAUUUACAGACACGUAGUGUACUCUGGAGGGCGCAUGGUCACUUAUGAACAUCUCCGUGAAGUUGUGUUUGGCAAAAGUGAAGAUAAGCAUUAUCCUCUUUGGAAGUCAGUGAUUGGAGGUAUGAUGGCUGGUGUUGUUGGCCAAUUUUUAGCCAACCCAACUGAUCUAGUGAAGGUUCAGAUGCAAAUGGAAGGAAAAAGGAAACUUGAAGGGAAGCCUUUGCGAUUUCGUGGUGUGCAUCAUGCAUUUGCAAAAAUCUUAUCUGAAGGAGGAAUACGUGGGCUUUGGGCAGGCUGGGUACCCAAUAUACAAAGAGCAGCACUGGUGAAUAUGGGAGAUUUAACCACUUAUGAUACAGUGAAACACUAUUUGGUACUGAAUACACCACUUGAGGACAAUAUCACGACUCAUGGUUUAUCAAGUUUAUGUUCUGGACUGGUAGCUUCUAUUCUGGGAACACCUGCUGAUGUCAUCAAAAGCCGAAUAAUGAAUCAACCACGAGAUAAACAAGGAAGGGGACUUUUGUAUAAAUCAUCAACUGACUGCUUGAUUCAGGCUGUUCAAGGAGAAGGAUUCAUGAGUCUAUAUAAAGGCUUUUUACCGUCUUGGCUGAGAAUGGUAACGUCAGGUUUUUCCUUUGUUUUUGUUUUCUUUGUACUUAAAUUGCUUUUAAUCUGUAAAUAUUUUCCCCUUUCUCUUUUAGUUUUUAGCAUGGCUCUGCCCCCAAACCACAAUUCUUUCUCUUUUUUUAUAUCUUUUUUUGUUUUCUUUUUACCUCUCCUCAGAGUCCUGUUACCUUUCUUGGUAGAAUAAAGUAAAAUAAUUCAGUUACAUCCAGAAAUAAAUAAGUUGAUAUUCUGUUGUUAUAAAGCCAGAGGAGAGGGUUUUUCUGCAAUUUAAAAACCUUUAGUGGUCUAUUUAGUCAAAGUACUGUAGUUUGGGACAGGUAUAAAGAUUUUAUGCUAGAGACCAUUCCUAUGGAAAUGUUACUGUUUCAAACAAAUUUUUGUUACUUUGAUGGCAAAUGUUGCAUUAUCCAUUAAUACUUAUCACCACAAAGCUCUGCUUAGUAAGAAAGCCUUAUGUCAUUUUUAUUAGGUCUGGAUGUUAUUUUUUAUGGAGGUGAACAAAGAUGUAGUGUGAGACUUAUUCAAGCAACAACAUAUAUAAUAAACGCAGGGUACUCAAGGAUUUUGUAAGUUGGAACAUAUUUGAAAGACUGAGUCGUGCAUUUAGAAAUUCAAACAAUCAAUACUUUACACAAUAUGAUAAUAUUAAUUGAGCACCUACUCCAUGCAAAGCCCUGUACUCAACGCCUGGUUUGGGGGGAUGAACAGAAGAGUCUCACCCCCUGCCCUAGUGCCAGAGCUGCUGGUUUGAUAAGGGCCAAACACUGAAUAAAAAACUGGAAGUGAUGAGUGGUAGAGGAAAAGUGCAUGGUGCUAUGGCAAUAUAUAGCAAGUGCAUACAGCCUAGGCCUGGAGAUUAAGAAUACCUCCAUGGACAAUGGACUUUAGAAUUGAGUUUUGAAGAAUGGGUAGGACUUAGCCAGAUAAAAAGAGCAGAAAAAACAUUCUAGGUAGAGGGAAUCAUUGGAAUGGACAGAGAACAUGAGGAGUUCGAGGAACUGAAGGAAACCCAGCCGGCCGAGGCAUGAAGACAUGGAGGAGAGAGGUACAAGGUGAGGCCAGAGAGAGGCAGAGAUCGGUGUGGGAAGGGUCAUAGGACCCAUAAGAGUGAGGGGCACCGGCUUGAUGAUACGUGUAUUUUUAAAAAGAUCAUUCCAGCUGCCAUGUGGAUUAGAGAAAGGCCAGGAACAGUAGUAGAUGAGACAUAAUGAUAGUGCGGACUAGAGUAUCACAAUGGGGAAAGAAAAAGAUAGAUCUACAAAAUAAUUUAGGAGAAAGCAAGGAGCUGGAAGCAUGACAAGCAUGAGUGGAUGAGGAGGGGAAGAUGGUCAAAGAAGGCAAGAAAUGCUGGGUUUCAUUCCCAGGUUCCCAACCUGAGCAACAGAUGAUGUAAUAUCCUAACACGGAGAUCAUUUGUAGGGAUGAUUUCAUGGUAGAAUAACAAGUUUAGCUCUAGAUUUGUUAAGUUUUGAAUACUCAUAGGACAUCUAAGACCAGAGGUCUAGAUAACUAGCUUCGUAUAUUGAUCUGGAUCUUACAGAAAAUAUGGGGAUGGAGAUUUAGAGGGGAGCACUGUCUACAUAUAGAUGGGAAUUGAAGCUCUGAGAAUAAGUGACAUCACCAAGCAAUAGUAGGUAUCUAUUAACAUGGAUUUAGUAGCCAAAGCCCUGGGCAAUAGCUGGUCCAAAAGUGUACCCAAGUGUAAAACCUUAUUUUGAUUGUCUAGAUUAUAUCUUGAAAUUAUCUCAAAUCUAUGGAUGUUUCUUAAUGGAAAGGAGGAUUUUGAUUUGGCCUGCCAUGAACCAGGCACUAUCGUAAGUGCUGGUAGCCCUAGGGAAUAAGUUUUUUGCCUGAGACGAGCUUAUAAUGUGAUGGAAAAUGUAGACAUGUAAAUAGUGAAAAUUACAGAAUAAAGUUAACAUUAUUAAAUCACUUGGUAAGAGCACCAACACCGUGCUAAUCAUUUUCACGGAUUAACUCACUGAACUCUCCCAACAAUCUCUUCAGUAGGUUAUUGUGAUUUCUCUCUUAGAGAGGAGUAACAAAAGCUUAGAGUAUAAAGAACUCAGCCAGGCUAGGUAGUUAUCAAUUCGUGGCAUCAGGGAGGCAAACCCAGCAAGUCUGACUCCAGAGGACAUGGUCUUACUAAGCAGUUUGUAUUACUGCUCUACUAGUGGUAUAAACAAAAUGUGUUGGGAACACGGGUAAUGAAGUAAACAUGGCUCUGACUGUUUGGGAAGGCACAAAAGUCUUCUGCAGAGGUACGUUUGAUCCGAGCUUUGAAAGAUCAGUAGGCAUUUAUCAAGAAAAGCUGUAUGAGCCUAGGGAUCAAUUCAUGCGUGGACCCAGUAGGUUGGGGCAACUGCAGAAAAUUCGGUGUAGCUGGAGAAUAGGUCCUCGGGGGAGACGUGGUGGGACAGAAUUCUAAAGAAGUACCUAUGGACUGGGUUAUAAAAGGACCUUACCGGGGUCAGUUUGCUGGUUUAGGUAAAACCCCGGAGCAAGCAAGCAGCUGUUUAAUCAUGGGAGGAAAGUACUAAGGUUUGUAUGGGGACAGGACUACUUUGGCAGCAAUAUAGAAGAUACAUUUAAAGCCAGGACCCAAGAAAGGAAGUUUUAUCCGUGCUCUAUCCUGGAGAUGAUUGUAAAAAUGGAGCAAAGACAUAUUCUAGAGACAUAUAUGGUUAACUCCAUAGGAC
Molecule: messenger RNA, 5150 nt
Organism: Panthera uncia (snow leopard)
Lineage: Eukaryota; Metazoa; Chordata; Mammalia; Carnivora; Felidae
Gene: SLC25A27
Product: solute carrier family 25 member 27
Exons: 8
Coding region: 1685-2635 (316 amino acids)
Biological process (GO): response to cold
Source: RefSeq, a predicted model, not a curated record